AUGACUUUCGGAAACUUCGUCGACGCUGGUCCAUCUGGGGGCAAAGCGACACGAUUGUCCGCGGAAGAAUUAUGCAAUCCGCAUGCAGAAAGCGACGAAACGCUUGCUGUCGUCCAAAAUGCAUUCUUAACUCUGUCAGAUGAUGCGCUGACUAUUAUCGAUAGAGGGCUGAAGGCGGGCUCACAGCGCCGUUGUUGCGGCUUUCCAUUCUCUCCGAAAGAUUACUCCCGAGAUCUCGAAGCCUCGCGAUUGAUUCCUUAUUUCAACAUACUCUGGGCUGAUAUAUCUGAUGGCUAUAUCACCGUUAAAUAUGCUGAGCAGGUUAGCAAAAAAGAUCUCAGGCUUGGUUCACUGUAUUAUCCAGUUAGCUCUGAAAACAGGUCGAAAGCAGGCGCCUGGAUCGAGAAACUUUUGGAUCUAGCUUACGGUAAGGCACAGCGGAAAAAGCGUAUAAAGGUCUUGAUCAAUCCUUUUGGCGGAAUCGGCAAGGCGCCCAAAUAUUACAACAAAAAGGUUGAGCCAAUAUUUGCUGCUGCGAGAUGCAAAAUUGAUGUCGAAUCGACAACAUAUCGAGGCCACGCAAUCGAUAUCGUGGAGAAGCUCGACAUCGAUGCAUAUGAUGUUGUCGCAGCCUGCUCAGGUGAUGGUGUAAUCUACGAGAUUUUCAAUGGCCUGGCCAAGAAACCAAAUGCUGGCGAAGCCCUGAGAAAAAUUGCCGUUGCUCAUAUACCAUGCGGAUCAGGAAACGCAAUGAGCUGGAACCUCAAUGGGACUGGCAGUGCCAGUUUGGCGGCGCUUUGUAUCGUCAAAGGGCUGAGAACACCCCUGGAUUUGGUCUCCAUUACCCAAGGCAAUCGACGUACGCUAUCAUUCUUGUCCCAGGCCUUUGGUAUUACAGCUGAAUCAGAUCUUGGAACCGACAACAUCCGAUGGAUGGGUCAGGCUCGCUUCACCUUCGGAUUCCUAGUCCGCCUUUUUGGAAAAACAGUUUAUCCUUGUGAUUUGGCUGUGAAAGUCGAAAUCGGCAAUAAGCAGCAGAUCAAAGAUCACUAUCGUACCGAAUCUGCAAGGAAAGGCUUCGAUCAAUUCCGCGAUAAGGGGUCAUCUGCACAGACUGGCCUUCCGGCUCUGCGAUAUGGUACCGUUAACGAUCCGCUACCUGAAGGCUGGACUCUGGUACCCCACGACAAUAUGGGCAAUUUCUACGCGGGGAAUAUGGCAUAUAUGGCUGCGGAUACGAAUUUCUUUCCCGCUGCACUACCCAACGACGGGUAUUUGGAUCUUGUUACAAUCAAUGGUGAUAUUGGCCGAUGGACUGCUAUCCAGAUGCUAAAGGCUGUGGAUAACGGCACGCUGUUUGAUAUGCCUGAGAUCAAGGUCCAAAAGAUUACUGGGUACAGAAUCAUCCCCAGAGAUCGGAAGCAAGGCUACAUUAGUAUUGAUGGGGAGCAGAUACCAUUUGAGCCUUUCCAGGCAGAAGUUCACAGAGGGCUCGGAACUGUACUAUCCAAGUCUGGAUACAAAUAUGAAGCUGAAGGAGUGAAGUGA
Paracoccidioides brasiliensis Pb18 is the source of this 1548-nucleotide messenger RNA. RefSeq lists its product as uncharacterized. The coding region runs from base 1 to 1548 and encodes 515 amino acids. The record is from RefSeq and is a predicted model, not a curated record. Gene Ontology annotation, biological process: sphingosine biosynthetic process. Gene Ontology annotation, cellular component: cytoplasm; membrane; intracellular membrane-bounded organelle. The transcript is spliced from 3 exons.